Darwinula stevensoni is the source of this 893-nucleotide messenger RNA. The record is from the annotation of a GenBank genome assembly. Lineage: Eukaryota; Metazoa; Arthropoda; Ostracoda; Podocopida; Darwinulidae.
CAUAUGUGCACAUCUAUUUAGGUAUAUGAUGAUACCAAGACCCCAUAAAAGGAAUCAGAUGAUGACGUGAGCUACAAGAUCCCCCAAUCAUGGCUGACAAUCCUGAGGCAAUGCCCGAAUGCGACUCCGAGUCAUCGGGCGCCCGGUCGCGGAAGCCGGCCAGCAACACUGCAACGGAGCAGAGCGACCCCCCGGAGGGCAGCAUGUUUGAGUGCAAUAUAUGCCUAGACACUGCCAGGGAUGCUGUCGUCAGCUACUGUGGCCAUUUGUUCUGUUGGCCCUGUCUGCACCAGUGGCUGGAGACCCGGCCUAACCGCCAGAUGUGUCCCGUGUGCAAGGCCGGCAUCAGCAAGGACAAGGUCAUUCCCUUGUAUGGGAGAGGGGACACCAAGCAUGAGGACCCCAGGGAGAGGCUGCCCCCUCGUCCACCUGGACAGCGAAGUGAGCCUGAAAAUUCAGCAGGAUUUUCAAGUUUUGGCUUGGAUGGGGGAUUUCAGAUGUCAUUUGGCAUCGGAGCAUUCCCGUUUGGCUUCUUUGCUUCCUCCCUGAAUUUUGGUGACAUGAGGCCUGCCUCCCCCCAGCCAGGGACCCCACAAUCAGAGCAGGAACAAUUCCUCUCCAAGGUGUUUCUUUGGGUUGCAAUCCUGUUCAUCUUGUGGCUCUUCCUCGCCUGAAAGGCCCUAGUCGAAGCUUGACUGUUGCUAUCGUCAGUGCUCCAUAUCCCCUUGUAUCUAAAUUGUGUUCUCUCUCACCGUGGUUACUCCCACCCUCCCUGGUUGUGGAGGGGUGAUAUGGGCAGGGCAAUUUCAUCUUCAGAGAAAUAUCACAUUUAUGAUGAUUAUUUUUUUUCUCCAGAUUCUGCUUUGACUUCUUGAAUGAAAUAUGUUCAGUCA